ACCCGCAAAAAUUAAGAAAAAAAAAAAAAGACAGAGAACCGGAAAACCCCUAGGGUUUUCUGCACAAAAGAUUCCACACCACACACUCCAGUCUUCACCAAAAAUGGUGAAUCCUCCUCCUGACCCUGACCGACUCCAACGACAACCCUUAGUCAAAGGAACCCCAGUCGAGGUAACAAGCGACGAGGAAGGCUUUCGAGGUGCUUGGUACUUGGCUACAAUUCUUGAAUCCCCUUCCAAAUCAACUUCCAAGAAACGCAAGAAGGCCUUGGUUAAGCACAGGACUUUACUCGCCAAAGACGGCUCAUCCCCCUUGACAGAAUACGUCGAUCCCGCUUUUAUACGGCCUUUGCCACCUAAUGAGAAGGAGGAUGCUCAGUUGGGUUUUGAGGUUAACGACAUCGUUGAUGGGAGUUAUAGAGACGGUUGGUGGACAGGGGUUGUGAGAAAGGUUUUGGAAAAGUUGAAAUAUAGGGUUUAUUUUGAUAAUCCACCUGAUGUUAUUGAGUUUGAGAGGAAAGAUUUGAGGGUUCAUUGGGAUUGGAUCGAUGGCAAAUGGGUUCGAGCUGAAAAGCAGCAAUCAACAGGCUCCAUUUUUAGCUCAGGGACAGCGGUGGAGAUAAAUAUUGACAAAGAAACCUUACGUGAUGUUUGGUUCCCUGCGAUAGUUGUAAAAGAAAAUGGGGAGAAUACAUUCUUGGUGAAGUAUCAAAGCUCUAAGAACGAGGAUGAGUCUGGGUCAGUAAAAGUUGUUGUAGAUUACCUCCACAUCAGACCCACUCCUCCUCGUUAUGCAGUUAGAAAUUAUGAAUUGCUGGAAAGAGUGGAUGCAAUAUAUAAUUCUGGUUGGCGAAGUGGAGUAAUUACCAAAGUUCUUACUGGAAGAAGGUACAAUGUCUUUUUUAAGCAUGGAAAUGAGGACAAGGAACUUAGUCACUCAGAUAUGAGGCCUAAUGUUGAAUGGAUUGAUGGCAAAUGGGUUAGUAAAUCCAAGGAAGUUCUAAUUGCUUCUGAUGAUCAAGAGCAGAUGCAAAAUGCUCUCCCUGAUAUCCACAACAUGGAGGUGGCUGGAGAAGUUGAAAGUUCGUUUUCUAGAAGGGAUAACACUGAAGAUAAGACUCCUUUGACUAAGAUAAGCAAGAAUUCUAUGGAGCAGCCUACUCCUGCUGAUGAAAACAAUGCUUUGCUCUCAAGCAAGAAGGUCAAACUGGAAACAUCCGAUGGUAACACUUCCCGCUCACAGCUUUUGAAAAAGCUAACUGAAGGAAACACAGUGGAGACACCAUUAUUGCUCACAGGCAAUAGGUUAAAAGAUAUGCCUAUUAAAAUGUCUUGUAAAGAAGGGACUCCAAGGACUGGAGGUACAGGAACUAGAUUCACGAAGAAAAUUGUGAUUGGUGAUCAGCCUUGUACUAGGAGUGAGGGCACUUUAACAGGAGCCACAACUCAAACUGCUUCGAAUAACUGCCUUUUCUGUCAACAUCACCAUUUUAAUUGGACGACUAAGAGGCAGAAAGUUGGUUCAGUUGAAAAUAUAACGCAUGACCUUGUGAAAAGGAAUGAAAGAGUUAGACGGUCACCAAGUAUAGGCCUGCGGGUUUUGAUAGCAGGCAAGGGGGGAACUACAGUGACUGCAGAAGAAAUUAAUAGAGGAGAGAUUCAUAAUGAGGAAUCUCUAAAGCCAACGGAGGAUCAAAAGAAUGUAAAUGACCCAAUAAGAAAAGAGGACAUGGAGCAUAAAGUUGGAGCAAGGAAUCAGAACAGAAAGAGGGGAAGACCACGUAAAUCAGUAGUUACAAGUCCAAAGGCUUUUGAUGCUGGUAAGGAGCAAAAUGGGGCUGGAGGUCUUGCUGAUGAAAAAGCUUUAAAAGAUUGUGUGAUUAAAGAAGCUGAUUUGUCAAAACAUAAACGAGCAGAGCUGGCAGAUGCAUUUAAAGGAAGGACAACCGAUGGUUACAAAACAAAAGAGGUUCACUUGGCCAUUGCUGGGAUUUCCAAUGUGGCUGAUGAGGAUCAACCUCUGUCAACAUGGAUAGGAGGAAUCCACUCUUCAGGUGAUGAAGAAUCAAGACUUUCCUCUGCUAGGCUUGUCAAUGGAUGGAAGGAGGAAAGAGGACUGGUUGAUGUUCCAGUAGAAUCUCUUGCAAUUGAUGCCAGAGGUAGAAGUCCAUUAUCGGAUGAUAAUCGGAGUUUGCCUUUUGUUAAGAAAUCACCUGUCUGGCGAACAAUUGAAUCUAUGGAUGUCUUCCAAAUUGUGCCCCAAAAACCGCAUUUUCAACCUUUGACCCAAAACAGGGAGGAGUUUCGUGAAGGAUCUGCAAUUGGUAUAAUGGUAACCUUUGCUGGUUUGUUCGAGAAGAUAUCCAUGUUACAUUUUGGUGAUCCUAGGAAUACAUUUGUAAGCAUCUUGGAAAGUCUUAAUGACUUGGAAAAGCACGGAUUUGAUGUUACUUUGCUUCGACAUCGGUUGAAUGAAUUACUAUCAAUCAAAGAAGCGCAAGGACAGCAUCUAGAGGAUAGAAAAAAUGCUGAAAGGGAGAUAAUUGAGAAUACAAAGGAGAUAACUAAGUUUGAUGAAGAGAUGGAAGAGAUUGAAAAGAAGAUUACUCAGUUACAAGAACGACAUACUGCCAUAAAGUCGGAGAAGGAGACUAAGAAUCUUAAAAUUUCUAGUUUGAAGUUGCAUGUUGCUGUUCUAAAUGAACUUAUUCAGAAUACGUCACAUGAUUUUAAAAAAGUAGCUAAUGCCCCUUGGAAGUUGCCAUGAUAUAUGGUGCGCUAGUCAUGGUUUCUUGUUCAUAACAGACUCAAGGAGCACAGGUGACAAUUAUCGUUAAAAUAUGUGGAUUAAACUGUAGUGGUUAGGAUAGGUGGGUAGGGUCGUUUUGAUUCUUGUAUCUGAAUGUAUUAAUUGUUUCAUGCACGUAACAUAUGGUCUUAGGAGUCAUGUAUGUUAAGUAAUGGGUCUUUUUUGGAGUCAAAAUAUGGACCUGCUUUCCUAGACUAGAAAUAGUGAAAAUGUGGAGUACUAACUUUUGUGGAACCCUUUGUUGAUGUCCUAACAGAUUUUUUUUUUUUUUGGCAUAUUGCUGCUGCAACUGCACUUAAAGAAGUGAAGCUUAUUCACUUGUGAUGGGAGUACGUAAAUUAUCUUUAACUACUAAUGA
This is a messenger RNA of Durio zibethinus, 3167 nucleotides long. Its product is annotated as DUF724 domain-containing protein 7-like. The record is from RefSeq and is a predicted model, not a curated record. NCBI's taxonomy places the organism in Eukaryota, Viridiplantae, Streptophyta, Magnoliopsida, Malvales, Malvaceae.